Molecule: messenger RNA, 1521 nt
Organism: Arachis duranensis
Lineage: Eukaryota; Viridiplantae; Streptophyta; Magnoliopsida; Fabales; Fabaceae
Product: E3 ubiquitin-protein ligase SINAT5
Biological process (GO): ubiquitin-dependent protein catabolic process; multicellular organism development
Cellular component (GO): cytoplasm
Molecular function (GO): ubiquitin protein ligase activity; zinc ion binding; protein binding
Source: RefSeq, a predicted model, not a curated record
CCCAAAAACUUGGUACACUUUCCACAUAUUUUUUUCUUCUUCUUACAUUGUGUGUUGCAUUCUAUUCUCUCUCUGACUCUUUCCUUGCACUUCUCUUCUUCUAAUCUUCUUCCUCUUCCUCAUACUCUAUGAAAUGCUGAGAAAUGUUUGAUUCUGAUCAAAGGGUUUCUGAGAAGAACAACAACAUAGGAAAGAGGGAAAACAAACAUCGUAUUUGGUCUUGUUUAUCUGUGAUCAACAAAAAUAAAAAAUUCUUCCUUUUUGUUUUCUAUCUUCAAAUUCUCACACCCAAUUGAAAACUGAGCUUACAUUUUAUCCCACACACAAAAAAGCUUCAAUUUUUAUUUUUUGUAUUUUUUGUUUUUUGUUUUUUUUUUGUUUUUCUGAUGCAUAUAUGAUUGAAAAGAAAGACACCCAUUUUUGAAGAAUACAUAGAUUUGAGGGAAUUGAGCUUACUAGUGUGUUAGCUUUGGGAGAGGAAUGGAAUCUGGUGAUAGUAAUAGUACUGUAUCAUCAUUGAUCAUGAUGGAUGAUGAAAAUGUGCAUCAUCCACAUCACAAUCAUCAUCAUCAUCAGUAUUCUUCUUCAAUCAACAAGGUUCAUCAUAGCAGUGGUGGUGGUCCCACAGCUACAAGUGUUCAUGAGCUUCUUGAGUGUCCUGUUUGCACAAAUUCAAUGUACCCUCCAAUCCAUCAGUGCCACAAUGGACAUACCCUUUGUUCAACUUGUAAGACAAGGGUACAUAACCGGUGUCCUACUUGUAGACAAGAACUCGGUGACAUAAGGUGUUUGGCAUUGGAGAAGAUUGCGGAAUCACUAGAAUUGCCUUGCAGAUAUACCUCUCUUGGCUGUCCUGAGAUUUUUCCAUAUUACAGCAAACUCAAACACGAGUCUCUUUGUAACUUCAGACCUUACAACUGCCCCUAUGCCGGAUCAGAUUGCUCUAUUGUCGGGGAUAUUCCCUACCUUGUUGCUCAUUUAAGGGAUGAUCAUAGGGUUGAUAUGCAUUCUGGAUGCACUUUUAACCAUCGCUAUGUCAAGUCUAAUCCUAUGGAAGUCGAAAACGCUACGUGGAUGCUGACUGUAAGCAUAUAAAGUUUAAUAUGGAGUUCUAAGUUUGGUAAAAACAUCACAAUUCUAAAAUGUUACUUAUGCUUAAGCUGUUUUGUUGGUUUUAAAAUUAUGAGCUUAGAAUUACUUAUUAUUUCUGGCGACGAAAGAGAUGCACGGAGCUAUAGCUACAGCUUGGAAGUAGGAGGAAAUGGGCGGAAACUAACCUUCGAGGGAAGUCCUAGAAGCAUAAGAGAUAGCCACAAGAAAGUUAGAGAUAGCCAUGACGGCCUCAUUGUAUACCGAAACAUGGCGCUUUUCUUCUCCGGUGGGGACCGGAAAGAGCUGAAGCUGAGAGUAACUGGAAGGAUAUGGAAAGAACAGCAAAACCCGGAAAGUGGAGUGUGCUUACCAAAUCUGUGCAGCUAGAUAUUUGAUAUUGAGCAUAAACAAAAGCAUCUUUCUCUUCAA